Cariama cristata (Red-legged seriema) is the source of this 1476-nucleotide messenger RNA. Its product is annotated as keratin, type I cytoskeletal 10-like. The transcript is spliced from 9 exons. Gene Ontology annotation, cellular component: keratin filament. NCBI's taxonomy places the organism in Eukaryota, Metazoa, Chordata, Aves, Cariamiformes, Cariamidae. Gene Ontology annotation, molecular function: structural molecule activity. The coding region runs from base 4 to 1476 and encodes 490 amino acids. The record is from RefSeq and is a predicted model, not a curated record.
AGAAUGAGUGGUGGUAGUUAUGGAGGAGGAAGCUUUGGGGGUGGCAGCUUUGGUAGCGGUGGUGGCUUUGGUGGUGGUGGCUAUGGUGGAGGUAGUUUUGGUGGAGUGGGGUUUGGUGAAGAUGCCGGCUUGCUCUCCACAAAUGAAAAGUUGACCAUGCAGAACCUUAAUGAUCGCCUGGCUUCUUACUUGGAUAAAGUGCGACACUUGGAGGACGAAAACACUCGUCUUGAACAACUGAUCAGGGAGUGGUAUAAAAAUCAAGGUCCCACUUCGACCAGGGACUACAGCCAAUAUUACAGAACAAUUGAAGAACUGCAAAACCAGAUUGUUGGUGCAAAUGUGGACCUUAACAAGAUCCUUCUUGACAUUGACAACACCAGAAUGACUGUGGAUGACUUCAGACUGAAAUAUGAAACUGAAUACACUCUCCACCAGAGUGUGGCAAGUGAUAUUAAUGGAUUACGUCCACUUCUGGAUCAACUGACUCUAUCCAGAUCUGACUUGGAGACACAGUUUGAAUCCCUAAAAGAGGAAUUGAUCUAUCUUAAGAGGAACCAUGAAGAGGAAAUGAAAGGACUGCAAACACAAUCUAGUGGUGAUGUCAAUGUGGAGGUCAAUGCUACUCCUGGCAUUAAUUUGAUGGAAAAAUUAAAUGAAAUGCGUUCCGAAUACGAACGGCUUAUUGAGAACAACCGGAGAGAGGUGGAAAGCUGGUAUGAAACCAAGAUGGAAGAAGUUAAUCAACAAGUCCACUCCAGUGGCCAGGAGAUACAAUCAAGUAACCAACAGAUCUCUGAGCUCAGGCGUGAAUAUCAAAGCCUGGAAAUUGAGCUGCAGUCGCAAAUCAGCAUGGUAGACUCUUUGCAAUCCACCUUGGAAGACACAGAACGUCGCUACAGCAUGCAGCUGCAGCAGAUCCAGGCAAUGAUCACUCCCUUGGAGGAGGAGCUGGCCAGCAUCCGCUGCGAGAUGGAGAGUCAGAAUGAAGAGUACAAGAUGCUGCUGGGCAUCAAGACCCGCCUGGAACAGGAGAUUGCUCAGUACCGGGCACUGCUUGAGGAAGGGCAGCAAGACCUUGUAAUCCCAGCAGGAGGAAUGGGAGGAGGAAUGGGAGGAGGCAUGGGAGGAGGCAUGGGAGGUGGUAGAAUAGGAGGUGGUGGCUAUUCUUCUGGAGGAGGAAGAGGAGGAGGAAGUGGUAGCAUGAGUGGUGGAUAUGGAGGUGGUGGUGGCAUUUCCUCCAGCAGUGGAAUGGGAGGAGGAAUGGGAGGAGGAAGUGGUGGAGGAGGAAUGGGAGGAAUAGGAGGGGGAAGCGGUGGUGGAUGCAGUAGUGUUGUUGGAGGAGGAGGAGGAGGAGGAGGAGGAAGGAUGUCAGGAGGCGUCAGCAGUUCCCACUCCUACUCUUCAUCUUCCCAGUCUCAGUCCUGCAGGAGUGGUGGUGAAAGCCAAGGGUACGGAAGAAAAUCUUUUGACUAA